AUGGAUGGCGGUGGAUUGAAUUCGACGAAUUUAACGACCAUAACCGUUUCCGCCACGGUUAAUUUUAUCGGUGGUAGUUCAAAUAAACUUCCGGAUGGUUUUGCCGCCGUGACAGGGGAUGUACCCCUAGGAGAUUGGGUAUCACUUUCGAGUAAUAAUCAUCCGUUAAAUUCGUUAAAAAUGACGUUUGGCGUCCCGUUCGAUUUGAAAAAAGAAGAUGCUUGCGUUAUAUUAACGGUACCCGUGACAUUUUUAUCAUUGAGUAAACGAUCCAGUGUUUGCAUUCCAACAUUUCUUAACAAAACAAUCACUCACGUGGGUGAGUUAAACGUCGUUUCAUCGAUCGAUUCAAAUUACACGUGCAAAUUAGGAUAUUUAACAAAUUUAAAUUUUCAUUCGGAUGAAGAUUUUUAUUUGUCGAAAAUGGAAAGCUGUUGCUUUUACUUUAAUUUGUUUUUCCUUGUUUCGUGGGAGGAAUUAUAUGUCUGUGGAAACAACGGAUAA
Pediculus humanus corporis (human body louse) is the source of this 504-nucleotide messenger RNA. RefSeq lists its product as uncharacterized. Lineage: Eukaryota; Metazoa; Arthropoda; Insecta; Psocodea; Pediculidae. The record is from RefSeq and is a predicted model, not a curated record. Bases 1 to 504 code for a protein of 167 amino acids. The transcript has 5 exons.